UACGGGGAGGGGUGGUGAGCUUGCUCACGAGGAGGUCCUAAAGCCCAGCGGCUGGUUUCUGCAACUCAGCAAAGUAAUGAUGAACAUGGUUUUGAGCACGUGCAGAGAGCCGUUUCCUCAGCUGCAAACCUACUUCUGCCGGUUUUGGAAUUAGAGCAUUUAAAAAGAAAUGCCUGUCGAAAGGUUUUGAGGACGCUGGAUACUCUGUCAAGAAAGGAAGGGGGCAUCCCCCCUCACCCGACCCCAUGAGCGUAGGGAGGGUAGUGUAUUUGGAAAAGGCAUAUUAGAUUUCCGUGUGUAUCCCACACCCUUCCUCCACGGAGACUAGUACUGGUCCUUUCUUCCUGCCGCUCCCUUCAUUUCAUCCUCUUAACAUCCCUGUGAGAUGACUGGAGGAAGGUCAUCCAGAGAGAAGGAGCAGUUUUCUUAAAGAGGAUACUGGCUUUUGAAAGAACCUUGAAGAUUAUUUUUAUUUCCACCCCACACCCUUCCUCUGUGGGCUGAGGGUUGGUUACAUGGGUCUUUCUAUCUCUGUUCUUCCUGCUCCGGUUUUGGUUGAUAUGCCUUUUCUGGAUUUUUGUUGCUGUCUGUUAAUAGGGGAUUGCUUGGUAAUUCUUUGUUAAUGUCUUUUCAAAUAAGAAUAUUUAUCUCUGUGAAGUGCUUUGGGAGUCUUUCGCCCUGACAGAUGAGUUCAACAUCCUUAUAAUAAUAAGUGAAUGGAGACAUGGCCGAGGGUCUCCCCACUCCUAGCCCAAUAGUCUAACCACUGCACAUCCACUCUGGCUUUGGGACACACCAUGGAAUGCUAACAGAGUCCUGGAAAAUUGCAGUAAGUCCCAGAACCUUUCCGCAGGGCUGGAUUUAGGGACCCGCGACCUUAGAAGCUGUCUGGCACGCUGGGCUUGGGAGAGGCUGCUUUUCAUGCACUAUCAACUCAAACAUAUGAACUCAGCCUCUGGAAAAAAUACCAGUGGCUGAUAUAAAUAAAUACAGAACUACAACUUGCAACAUGCAAAUUUAUUGCAGUACAUGGCAGAGAUCAGUCAUGGCUACACUUAUGAAGGAGGGCUAUUGAUACAAUAAAAAAGCAGAUGGAAGGGGUACUGAAGAUACUUCUCAUCUGGGAUGCCUUUUGGCCCAGGACUGACCUCGACUUUCAAGCUUGGUAAACUAAGAUCAAUCAUGAGUUCAUUAGAUGCGUGUCAGGUCUGUUUUGGGAUGCUAAGAAGAGUAUUCCAGAAAUACCCCUUUUCAAAGGCAUCCCCAUCCUGGCAAGUUGGCUGAAACUGGGGUAAACAGAAAAUAUAUCUUCAGUUAUUUUGAACUUCAAUCCCAGCUUUUCUGACCACUGGCCAUGCAGGCAGGGCACCUGGGAGCUGCAGUCCAAAGCAUCUUGCAAUCUACUUUCCGCCUUUCAGAAAAGGGCAUGUUAAUUUCAGUGGCUCUUAUUCUGGUGGGGAUGGUAUUCCCCCCCCCUUUUUAUUUUCAUCCCUUUUAAGCACAGAUAUUUUUCUGAAUAUUUAGAUUUGAAAGGUGAGAUAAUUCCUGUAUUGAGGAGUGAUUACAAACAUCUGAGUUUGUGAGUGCCCCCUCCCAUGUGCUGCUAGAACAAAACAGGGUGAGGCGUCACGAAGAAGAGAGCGUCUGACUGUAUACAGAGUGUUCUUUCCUUAGCUAGCGCAGAUGCACUGCCUAAUGGGGGUAAGGUUGAACCCCAAUUCCCCUCUCCUUGCUACACAAUCUCCUUCCGAAAACAAGCGCCUGGCUGGGAUAAGGUGCAGUGCUGGUGGUGGCGGGAACAUUCUCAUGAAAGAGCUGAGGAUUCCAUUCAGUUCCCUAAGUAUAAUCUUGAUGUGACAGGAACUAGCCCCUUAUUCCACUGUUCUUCAAAGAGCCCAAGUACAUCCUGCAAAGGGAAGAGAAAAAAGCCUGAGCUAUUUGUCAAAGGCAGUUGGCUAGACCUGCGGGCCAAAGUCUACAGGGCCCAGCCCCCUGAUGACCACCCAAGGAGCAGCAGGCAAGGAAGGCAGUAGAAGCCAACUCUUAUUCCCCAAGGUGUGAUUCAAAUGAGGUUAAAAUGCAAACCUAUUCUAAGAUAAACAUUUAAAAGUGGUUCUAAAGCAUUGGGUGAGGAAGAGAAAUGUUGGUUGUGCCAACACAUGGCCAUCUAAAGUGUUCAGCCGUUAAGUCUGGAAUCCAAAAUUAGCUGUGUACUUACCUGUGCACCACAGAGCAAUAGUUUUGAACAGAGCCACUGUUUGUACAUUGGCAUCUUGCAUCAUUAACCCCUUUCCCACAUCGUUGUUUCCAUGCGCUUUCCAAACACGAUUACCCUAAGACAUGUGAUGCAGCAAGCUCUUAGUCAUCUAAUGCAUAAAUUAAAAGGGUGCUGAGUGUACAAAAUGCUCACUGCUAGGUCUCUGCUGCCUCUGCAUUCCCAGGGUGUCUGUUGUGCCCAGAUGAAGCUUUGUACCGUACCAGGUUUCUUGUUGUAACUCUUUUGAAUCAAGUGCUUGUUAAAGUCUGCAGUGAGCUUCAGGUCACUCAUUCGCUGGAUUUCUCUGCAUGCUCUUGUCUGCUAUUUUAGUGAUGGGACAAGUUCAUGAACACCGAGAGCACCACGGUAAAUGAAGCCAGUGCAAUAUGUUCAGUGUAGAGGACCUCCUAAUUUCUCAUGGAUACAAAUUAUCUAAAAAUCCCAGCAACCUGUAUGAGAACAGAAAUGAUGGAUUCCAGCCUGAGGUUGUGGAUAGUUCUAGUCAUGGAACUUUGAAUGGGUCCUCAGCCAACUCUGGAGCCUAUGUCAGGAGCAGGAAGGGAGAAAUGAAAAGCUACCCGAAUGACAAUGAAAGCUGUCAUGUCCUCCAAGGGAGGCGGCUGGGCCCCAGUUUCCACAGAGACUGUGCCGGUUCAGCCAGUACUCAUGCUUCUGAGGCUGGGCUUCAUGACCAAACACACUUAGGCUGGUCUUCACGCCCCAAGACAGAUAAAGAUCUUGCCUACUGGCGAAGAAGAGGGCAGGAUUUUACUGUAUUGUUGGGCUAUACGGACAAAGGCAACUCUGAAAUGAAAGGAAUGGCAGCACCCUGUUCCUUGUACGGGCGUGAUAGAGAAAGUAAGUGGGAGAUGGGUGGAGGGGCAGAGAACAUGAGGAGAACUGGCAUGCCAGAGAAGCAGAACCUCUCCGCUGACUACAAGUGGCAACGUUUAAGGACAGAAAGUUGGAACCAGCCAACCAAGCUUGGAGGACUUGUGCCUGAUGGUGAUAGAGAGCGGCUGCUUCAGGAUACAUAUUUAGCGAGACAAGGUGAUGUUGCUGGUGCCUCCUGUGCUAAGGGAAAAUCCCAAUCCUUGCCAAGAGUUCUCUCACCAGAGGGCCCGAGAUGCUUUGAAAUGCCUUCCCUGGUCAACCAUAAGCACUCACUCGGGAGAACAAAAACAGCUCCUUGUCCCCCAGUGAGUUUGGAGGUCUCCAAGCACCCGGAUCCAGUGGCCCACUUCCUUCCUUUACCCAAGCCCAAGUACGGCAGACCGCUGAAACCUCCCUCGUAUGAACUUCAUCAGCAAACCAGGGGGAGCCUGGAAGCCAACUCCCUCCAGGACGACCCACGGAAAGAUGAAGCCAUCUCUUAUUUGACCAAACUUAAUGAGCAGAUUCAGGACUCUUGUGCUCAAGAGUCAGGCCUGGAGCCCCCUCUGUACAUACCCCCUCCAGGUUAUAAAUCCCCUUCUCAGCAAAGUAUGAAUCGGCAUUUGCCUGGUGAAGUGCCUGACUAUGGUAUGUGCUUUAAUAAUGGUAUGCAGAGUCCGGUGGAAAGAGCCAUCCCUGGCUACCCACCGACUGCCAGAACUGCGGGUGAGCACUGGAAGGACGAACAGAUUCCUCAUGACAAGAAAAGCCAUCCUAGGCGCAUGGAGGGCUACCUGUCUUCUGUCCAGUACAUUCCUUUUGAUGACCCUCGGAUACGUCAUAUUAAAAUAGCACACCCAGAUCGUCUUCAAGAGAAUGACAGAGUUGCUGAGGCUGCCAAUCAGAUACAUUCCUAUGCCUUCCAGGAGAAUUCUCUGGAACUAGACUACAACAGUGCCUUUUCAGAUAUGCCGAGCUCUCUAAAUACCGCUGUGAAAAGUGACCAGGUCCCUGGCAGCUCUGCACAUAGCAGCAGAUGGUUGGUAGAGUCCAGCAUAGACCAGAACAAUUGUGCCUUGUCAAUCCAAAGAGACACAGGUUGUGAUGCAGGUAAUGGCUUGAAUUGCAAAUUCCCCCAAAGCCAGCUGUCUGCACAAAGCCCACAUACAGAAUCCCACUGUGAGUCGGUGACUAAAGUGAAAACUUUUGAACCUGGAACAGAAAUCUUGAACAAGAAAAGUUCAAAGAAAAAAAUGAAUGAAAUGAUAUUUUGCUUGGUCUCUGUCCCAGUGAAAUCUGAAGUGAACCUGCCAGAUAUUGAUAGGAACAACAACUUAAUGCAAGGAGCCAAUGGGCUUGAUAACAGUGGGGCCCUGCAGGAACAAAGUCUCCUAAGUACCUCUUCCACAGAUUUGGAACUCCAAGCACUCACAGGAAGCAUGACAAAUAAGAAUGAGUUACAAAAACAAGAAUGGUGGAGACCAGAGUUCAAACAAUUGAAUGAUCUCAGAUUCCCACAGCCUGCAAAGCACAAGGAGCUCCAGUACUCUGGCUCGUGGCCAGGUGAUCAGUACAAGGACCAGCAAACACAAACCAGUUUCAUAGAAGAACCCAAAGCCCCACGAUAUCAUCAUGAGAUAGAACCUAGGGGGUCAAGUUCAGGGGCGACUUCCCGGUUGUUAAGAUAUGGAAUGCCGGCUGCAGAGCCAGCAGUGACUGCUGAUGAGAGAAGGGGUAGGCCAGUUCCAUCCAGUGCAAAAGUUCAGGGGUGUCUUGAGAAACCCAGCAACGGUGUGUGUUCCAAGGCUGUAGUAUCUAGCCCAAAGGCAUGCCCAAGCCUUCCACUUGCUUCAGGUACAGAUCUUCCUGGGCAGGGCAAAGAAAUGAGUACUAUUCUCAGGAAGGAAGAGAGUUCUUGUAGCAGUAAGGAGCUGUUUGGGCAGUUCCUCCUGAAACCUGUGAGCCGUCGUCCUUGGGAUAUAAUAAGUGAACUAGAAAGUUUUAACAAGGAGCUUCAAGAGCAGGAGGAGAGUAGUGAAGAUGGUGUGGACAAUGAGACCAAGAAGGAGGAAGAGGAGGGAGGGAGGGAAGAGAGGGAAACUUGUAGGACUGAUGGACCAAAUCAGGUCCGUAGACCUGAUGUGCAAUCGGAAACUGUUAUACAGGUUGGUCCUAUAUUUAAACAGGGAAGGAAUAAAAGCAAGUCUGAAAGUUGUGCGUUUGAAAGUUCAAGUAGAAGGGCUGUACCGAGUGACCUUCAUGUAUGUGCUGCACUGCAAAGUGGCUCGCAAGCCAAAGAAAGCAGCAAAUCAGUUAGGGUCACAAAUGGAUAUCUCGAUGAAGAACCAAGAAAGGAGGAAGCUGGGAAAAGGAUGAUGAAGAAGGCUGCUAGCCUGCAGCCAACCAAAAAAGUUCUGUCAGGCAGCUCCAGUGAUGAAAAUCACUACAACCCCUUCAACAGCAUCAACUUCAGGGAAGAAUGCCAGGUUAAAAAAGUCAGCUCUAAUAUGCUGAAGAAGAAUACAGCAGUCAGGAAUAACCUGCCUUUGGAAAGAGGGUCUUCAGUGUGCUUAUCUUUAACAAACAGAAACCAAGGUCUUUCUGAGCCAGAUUUGAGAUCUGUGGGACUGAAUGCUGGUCAGGGGCCUGACACACUUGAUUGCUAUGGGGAGCCUGCUGCCUCUGAGAUUCCUCCAAAUGAAUCACUUCAAGCAAGAGCAGCCAGGAUCCUGGGCAUAGAUGUAGCUGUGGAGUCCCUCUUACCUGGCGACAGAACACUUCCAGACAAACAUGCUCAUUCAGAUAAUGAGUCACAGAGCCAUGAAUUACCAGCUGAAAAGGUACCAGGGAGCAUGAAGAAAACAGAAGCAGCUUCUUAUGAAGAAAGAAGAAAGUGCGGCUGGACCGAAAGCUCCUUCUUUGUUGGAGAUAGAAACAUCUCACUUGGGUCCUUUGAAGACCAGAACUCUGGUUUAGAAACUUUGAUAGCUGAGCACCAGUUUGAACAUCAUAAAGGUCUUGGCAGACAUGAAGAAGACCAACCUCCUGUUCUUGAGUCUAUUGUGCUUCCAUUUGCAGAAAGAAAUUUGAUAGCACCCAACCUAGAAAAAAGAGCUAGAAGCACUUCUAAGGUGAUUGAGACCUUGCAAGGCAAACUUGCAACUCCCCCAAAUCGAGCUGCUGUGGAUCGUCUGGUUAGGAUGAAAGAAAUUGACUCAGUUUCUCGUAUGAGGCGUCUCAGCAUAAAAAAUGUAGAUUCUGGUGAAGAUGGAGAUGAGGACAAGCAGCCCAAGGGGCCAGAGGAACGAGCAAGUGAAGCCUCCUUAAGCCGUAAUGAGCUGCCCCGCAAACUAUCCCAUGGGAGUUCUGUUUGCAAGCGCAUUAUCUCGCUGGCUGAAAAUGGACUCUCAGACAACAGGAAUGAGAAGAAAACUGGAAGAGAUUUGUUUUGUUUCGGUAAGCCAUACAUUUUAUCAUCAGCACUUUGGUGGGAGAGAAGUCCCCAAGUUACAAACAUCCGAGUUGCAAACAACCCACGCAACGAACAAACUGUCAAAAAGCGUAUUAACUUAAAAAUGCUGUGGAAAAUCACCACCACUAUAUUUAUUUAUUAUUUUAUUUAUUUUAUUUAAAAUUUUUCUAUGCCACCCCCAUCGCAACAAAGCCUUGGGGCGGCUCACAACACUAUAGAGAGAGAGGAAGUGAAAGAGGAGGGAGGGAAGGCCUCCAGAGCAUCACCAUAGAGAGAGGCCUCCAGAGCAUGCCUUCCUUCCCCUCCCAUCCAGAGAGGGAACUCCCUCAGUAGGAUUUCCUUGCUGCCAAGAGCAGGAACUGAAGAGGUUGGGCAAGAGGGGAGGCUAGAGGUACUUGCGGUUUCUUCACUUUCGUGGAGGUCCUGCAUCCCUGUCCCCCACAAAUGUGAAGGGCCAACAACACUUGAUCUGACUUACAUACAAAUUCAACUUAAAGACGAACUUUCAUUUUCUCAGGAAUGAAACUCGUCCAUAACCCAGGGACUGCCUGUAUACAAACCCUGUAACUACCAUUUAAUUUCAAACAAAGAAACAAAACAGUAGUCAGCCAGUGGUUAAGAUAUAUUCUUCACUAAAAUCAGUGGCUCAGUUUGCUCAGCAUAGCAAUUCAUUGUGGAUUGUUACCCUGUCAUGUGAAAGCUGGACCAGUUUCCCCAGGGUGGGUUGUUUGAGGGCAACAAGUCACCCUGACACUCCCAUGACUUGUAGUUGGGGUUGUUGCGCCAGUGAUGGUUGUUGCGUUGUCCAGACCAGGCGGGUACUAGGGAUCAGCCAGCUACGGGCUUGGGAAUAGCAGCAAAACCUUCUUGCCUCUCUUGCCAAGUUUGCCUGGGCACCUACCCACUUGGGGAUGACCAGCACUUACUGGAUGUCUCCUGCCAUGAUCACAAGCAAUUUUGGCUUGCUGCAGCAUUUUUGUCACUUUAAUUCUUUUUUUAGAGAUGAUAAAAGCUGGCUUCACUCCCAACUUUUGCAGUCCAUGAUUUGGCAGCCACUGACAGUUCCUUACUAAUAUCUAAGCAACACACUGGUGGGGGGGUGCUGUAACUGGUUGGGAAAGAAUUCUGGAAAAAUGCAAGCCACCCCCUUUUAAAAGAAGCUGUCAGUUUUGCUAGCUGUCAGCUAGCUGUCAAAACGUUGGCUACAUUUAAAUGAGGGCUUUGGCAGGGUUCUCCUUGGCAUCAUUAUAGGGACAUAUGCAGGCAUGAGUACAUAUGUCCCUGUCAAGAAAGCAUGGAGAAACCCCUUUUAAAAUAUGCAAAUCCAAACAGAUGGGUUGUUUAGAGGCUAGACAAUUAUAGCCGUUUACCUCUGCUCAACACUCUUCCACCCUUUACUCUCAGGCUACGUGUCCCUGACAACCCACCAGUUUUUAAACUGAUUGGGUGGGGGUCAUUAUGUGCAAGCAACCAACCCCUGAGAGAGUUGGUUCGGUUCCGAUCAAGCCAUCUUGAAGUAUCAGUUGUUGUCUCAUCAAUGAAUGGAUCACUAUAACACUGUCUUCUCCCACAGCAACAGUUCUGUAGAUGAAUCCAUGGUGAUUCAGAGAAGACGUACUCAAUCAGUAUGGAAUUGUUUUCUUAGCUUCUUAGCUUUGAGGUUCCACCAGUUGCAGAAAAGUAAUGGGUGUGUUAACCUUUUAGUGUCUGCCUAAAACCCUCCUCCCCUGUCUGGAGGCCUUUCCAUCACAGGAAACACAUCACACAUCAAGUAUCCUUUAGUGGAGUAGGAUGGAACCUGUGCAGCUGAAGAGCAGCCAUUCCCAACCUGGCAUGCCUCAGAUGUAUUGGACUACAAUUCCUAUCAUCCCGAGCCAGCAUGGUCCAUGAUGAUAUGUUCUAACACCUCUGGAAGGUCACAUAGAGUAUUCUUGAACAGUGGUUUUCAACCGCCAGUCCAUGGACCAGCGCCAGUCUGCAGGACUGCAGCCCGCUUUCUGUGGACUGGCACAGGGGCAUCUAGACACAGCCUCUUUCUCGGUUGGCAUCAUGUUUGCAGGGGUGAGCUGGUGCUGCCUGGGAGGCUAGAGAGGGGAGAGAUGGAAGCCAUGCUGCACUGAUUUCACUUUGUUCUUUUGCUGGCAUUUUUGUUGUUCCGUUUCUGGUUGUUUUGGAGAAUGUUCUUUUUCUUUUUUUUUUUUUUGGUAUUGUGUUUGGAAACUAACACAGAUAAUACUGUGUUAUGUGUUCGGUGCUUUUUGAUUCUGCCUCAGUAGUCCCUGAGGUGGUUUUCCUGUUUUUGCUGGUCCUAACUGUGAGAAGGUGGAAAACCACUGUUCUAGAAGAUCCUCCUGUACUUCAAUCAGGACUGUGAUUUUAGCUGUGAACAGAGAUAAGAGUUUUAAGACAAGUGGAAAAUUCAAUUCAUGUCAAGCUUCAAAAUCCUGCCAAAACAUUGAGAAUUUUAAUUGUACAUAUUGUGGUGCUUUUCAAACAAACAUACUAGUCAAUUAUAUAAGUACUCCCCGAGAAUCAUCAUCUGUAACCUGCAAUAUGGGGUGGGUCUCUUUCCCCUUGCCUCAAUAAUGUCCCUGCUUCAAAGGCAUUUACCACUUUUCAGAUUAACUUCUAAGGUAACUAUAAAAAGUAGCUAUAAUUUUAAAAUGAGAGAGUUGGCCUUACACAAAAGCCGCAUCGAGGAGGCCAUGCUUAUCGACAAACCUGUGGUCGGAGCUGCUCUGCUCUGCUGCCCUUACCAGCUGGGAAGUUGCAAAGCUGCAAGCCAGUGGUUUUCGCAAGUCUCCUUUACCAGUUGGAAUGAAGCACGUAGCAUGAUUGAUUUUGAUUCAGAGAAAAAUGCUUUCAUAUUUGCUCCUCUACUUUUAAACUGGCUAGUCAGCAGUCUCACAAAUCCUCUACUGUGAUGUCGCAAAAGAGUUUUAAUAGAUUCUGAACUCAGAAGAAAGAAGUGCAUUCUAAAUGCUCCUUCAGAUGUUUUGGACCAGCAUACUAGCUGGCUUCCCUGCUGUCUGGACCACAGAGAUUGGAGUCAAAUAACGUCUCCAGACACAGUCUAAAUUCAGUGUUCUAGAAUUGUCCAUAAAUAUCCCAAGCCCACCAGAUCUAUCCAGGAGAGCUUUAGUAUGGGUACAUAGCUGGUUGUCAUAAAAUGGUUCUCUAGUUGCUAUAAAAGCCCUCAACUUUUACACAGCCACUGCUUAAUGUAAGAGCCAUGCUAGACUGGACCUAAAGGCCAUCGAGAUUAGCAUUCUGUUUACAGUGGCCGACCAACAGCCCCACCACCCUCCUGUCCGUAUCCUCCAGUGCGAGUGUACAUAGGCAUCGGGCCUCUAUUCCUGGAGGCGAUACAGAGCCACGAGGACUAGUAACUAUUGAUACUGCUCUUGCCCAUUAAUUCAUCCAGUCCCCUUUUUAAGCAACCCAGAUCAGUUGCCCUCUCUGCAUCUUGUGAAAGUGAAUUCCAUACUUUCACUGAAAUUCAGUGAUGCAGCCAUAGUUUGCCACCAAAAUUUGAUGAUGUGGCAGCACUUUAAAAAAGCGGUGAGUGGGGGAGAAUUCUGUUUAUAUUUAAGCAAAAUCCUGGAAACCUCAUGAGAGUGCAAUUUUGCUUUAAAACAAGUCACACACUCUUUCCAAGUGCAUGUCCUAUAGUCAGACACCAAGCACCUUAGAGGAAGGCACAUCCCAUGUCAGUGCAAUUCUCCCCCGACACAGAAGCUCCUCCCUGCCUCUGCUACUCACAAGUAUUUAGGAAUGUAGAAAAUGUCCUUACACCAAGUUAGGCCAUAGGUCCACCUAGCCUAGUAUUGUUGGCAGUGGCUGGGAGCAACUCCCAGGCAUUGAGGCAGGAUGCCUUCCUAACCUGAACUGGAGAUGCUGGUGGGACUGAACUUGUGACCGUCCGCGUGUAUGUGGAGUGUGGUGCACCACUGAGCCGUGGCUCCUCUGCUCUGAGCUAUAGCAUUCUUCUCUCCGUUUCAGACUGAGAUGAGGUCUUGCCUGGCAGGACUUGAAAAGAAUUUCUUUCCAGUUCCAAAUAUAUGCAAAUCUAUAUGUAUCAGGAGAAACACGGGGGGAAAAGAUGUUCAUUUAAAGUUUUUAAAAAAUCGGAAGCAUAGAUGGAACAAACCAUGUUUAAGACUGGGAAAACAAGAAACUCAAACAAAACUUGGCAGGCCUUUCCUUCCCUGUUGCUGCUUCUAAAGGACCCAGCUCACCAAGAUUGUCUUGGCUGAAAUCCUUCCUUCCACUCUAGCAGAUUGUUUUUCUCUAUGUGUCAGAACGGCUGUCUAUAUUUUGGCAGUUUGUUGCAAGUUCAUGAUUCUCCUGUGAUAAGCACAGCUAUUGUGUGUUAGCCCAUCUUGGCAUUCCCCAGACAUGUUGGGUUACAAUCCUUAGCGUGGCUGGUUGGGGAUUCAGGGAGUUAUAAUCCAACACUCUUGGAGGGCACCAGGUCGGGAAGGCUGUAUCAGGCUGAUUUAUGUAAAAUGGUUCACAUAGAUAAGCUAUCUCAGAGCUUUCCUAGAUGCAUAGCUGUGCUUUUCUCCUGCCAAAGAUAGCUCACCAUGCAGCAAAGGCUUCCUCUGCUGUGCUCUAGCUGGUUUGCCAGCUGCAGGGCGAUCCUGGCCGCUUUGCUCUCACUUGAGUGUUGUGGCUCUUGCUGUGUUUAUUUGACAACUGACUUGCUGCAUCAGUGUAGCAUCAUGGGAGGUAUAUUUCAGAAAUAUUAUGCAUUCAUCAAGUUCCUUUCUUUGUAGUGGUUGGCUCUGAGAACAAAAUUUUGUGGCAAGUGAGGAAGGGAAAGAAAAUGUAACCAAACUGCUUAUCAAAGCCGCAAAUAACAAACGGAAUCUGGAAAGACUCCCUUACCUGGCAGAGACAUGGAAGUCAUUAACCUCAGAAAAUGUGCAUUGUAGCUUGAUUUAUCUGUUCACAUGUCAUUAUGUUUUGAUGGCAACUCUGAGGAUGGGAAGUUGUGAUUUCUGAUCUGGAGGAAGCACCCUAGUAUUAAAUUGGCAGAUACAUAGGUUAAAGAGUCCUACAUUGGAUUCUCCCUGAAGAAAAAUGCUGUGCAAAUCUAAAACUUGCUACAUUUGCCAAAUAACUGGAAAAGUUUCAGUCAAAGCUGAGCUACCUAACCUAUUUUGAAUCCUCAGAAACCAUAUGGAAAUCGCCAUCAGCAUUCAGUGCUAUCUCUGAUGUACCUGUAGCACUGCCACGUCUAAAUAUACUGAAAGUUUCAUACACACAAGCAGAUGCUUGUAACAUAGAGGUAACAACGCUCUGGAAUUGCAUUCCGUGUCUUGCGACAAGGCCCAGUUCAUAUUUCAUGGUACCCAGAGUUUAAAGCAGCCCCGGCAGCUGUGAGCAAGUGAGCCUGCUGGCAUCCAGACAGCUGCCCGCUUCCACUGAGCUGGCCAACCCAAGCACAGUGCAUCCCUGUUUUCUGGUCUGGGAUAGCUAAACCCAGAAUUGUACUUUCUCAGAGGAGAAUCAACCCAGACUUGUAACCAAUGGUUACAAAUCUUGGGUUACAAGACUCAGUUGUUCCCCCUUCAAAAGUUCUGACAUCCCAAAAAAGAAUCCAAGGAUGGUGUGUCCCUGAUAGUUCAGUGGGAGCAGAGAGUAUCUGGGAGCCAGCAAAUUCGGUUGUUUCUACUUCAUUCUCAACAAUUCAUGGUUUAAGAUACCACAAGUGGUUGCAGCAUGCAAACCAGAUCUUCACUUUGCCUUUGCUUCACUUUAAGAAUCAACCUCUCUGUUGGAGGGGUGACUAAUAAGCUUUGAUUUGCCUUUCCAAGAUCCAACUAGUGAAGGAGUUUGUCCUGAGCAUUAGCACAUCAUGAAUAAUACCUAGAACUGAUGUGGUCCCUUUGGCCUGGGUUUGUUAUAUUGUAGUGCUUAACUUGCUGGGUAUCCUUGAAUGAGCUACUAGUAUCUGAUCUAUUUGUAAACUGUGAUUGCCAUACAAGACUGUUUUGAGAAUGAGCAGUUUAAAGACUGUCAAAUGCUGUGUUUAAUCACAUUACCAUUGGCCUGGCUUGCACAUAACUCUAGCCCAUGGUUUAUUUAAUCCUACCCAGGAGUUGUCAAGCAGAUGAUUGAACAACGAUUGAUUGAUUCUCUGAAUCCUUGGGUUUCUUUUUCCACCCUCCUACUGCCUUGCCCACUCCUACCCUUGAUUCAAGAGAUGCAGGUGGCUCAGUGGUUUAAACUGCUGUGCUGGUUGUUUGAAAGGUCACUGGUUCGAAGCUACACAACGGGGUGAGUUCCUGUUGCCCUGUCCAAGCUCCUGCCAACCA
Molecule: messenger RNA, 12925 nt
Organism: Varanus komodoensis (Komodo dragon)
Lineage: Eukaryota; Metazoa; Chordata; Lepidosauria; Squamata; Varanidae
Gene: JCAD
Product: junctional cadherin 5 associated
Exons: 3
Coding region: 2644-6762 (1372 amino acids)
Biological process (GO): positive regulation of blood vessel endothelial cell proliferation involved in sprouting angiogenesis
Cellular component (GO): ruffle membrane; adherens junction
Source: RefSeq, a predicted model, not a curated record